Messenger RNA from Xiphias gladius (swordfish), 1909 nucleotides. It is a transcript of the gene ciroz, whose product is annotated as chromosome 18 C1orf127 homolog. The record is from RefSeq and is a predicted model, not a curated record. Lineage: Eukaryota; Metazoa; Chordata; Actinopteri; Istiophoriformes; Xiphiidae. Bases 124 to 1548 code for a protein of 474 amino acids. The transcript has 12 exons.
UGAAGUCCAACCAUAAAGAUACCCCUUAAAAAACCCAAACAAAAGUAACAUCAGCCCCGGCACCUUACCUACAAAUAGGCCAGAGGCAGACUGCCCACUGAGGUUUUCGUCUGCGGAAGUGUCAUGGGUCAGAUAAGAUUCGGCAAACUUCUUAGAACGAUUGUUUUACAGUGUUUUAUCAUGAGGAAUGUGUUGUCCCUUCAGAAAAGAGAAUGGGUUGAUUCCACAACAGCAAAAUCAACAGAGGGAGAUGUGACAUGUUUUUCUGAAUACAUGGAAAUGUGGAUUCACAGCGCGAGAUCGGAAGGGUUGGGUUUCUGGCUGUCUGGGGCUUUAAGAAUCCAAGUCAACCUUGCAUCUCUGGAUCACCUAAACCUCAAGCUGUCUGCCUGUGGAUUCUCACUGCACAAAGAUUCUGACAAGAACUUUAUUUUUAGAGUCAGUUACACUGGAUGUUUUGUCCAGCAACAGCAUGGCUUCCAUGUGCUUACGCUGAAUUUGGUGACGAGGAUAAAUCGGUUCGAAAGCAGACCUCACAGUUUCAUGAUGACCUGCCCAGUGGUUUCUGUACUGCCCGACAGAGAGCAAAUCCAUUGUGACCCAGAGCAUAUUCAGGUGAUCAGACAAGUUCCCUAUGACAACUGGAAUAAUGAGCUGCAGUGGUCACUGUCUUUGAGCGACCACUUCGUUGUAGCUCUGGAGGAUGCCAGCCUGAUCCAGAUGAACACUGACAUGGAUGGACCAGACAUUAAAGUCCAAGGCAGGAGGAGGGAGAUCUUGAGCCCUGUGAGGGUAAUGGAAAAUGAAGGGGAAUUCUUGGCCUUGAAGCUGGUCAGUGGUCAGUAUGCCUACAGUAUGGAAGCUGUGUGUCCAAAAGUGACUAUGUCCACAGCAGAGGAGACUGUGCUGCACAUUUUCAAACGACGCAUGGGCUUGACUAAGCGAGGCAGCUAUGACGAUGAAGGACUGACAGUCAGCGAUGUGUCGGUGAACCAGACAGAUAAUUUCACUGUGCAUGAGACGAGUGAAUUUGUGACACUGACCAUUCCUACAACCCAAAUACUCGAGACCAAGACUUGCGCAGAUAGCGAACAACUCCUGCAGUCAUUCUACAGGGUGGAUGUUGUGCUCACCUUCAAAGAGACAAAUCACAAAAUGCAUUGGACCAUGGAGAACACACUGCCAUGCACAGCCGGGCCUGCCGCAUCAUACAUCACAUCCUCUCCUGGUGCAAACAUCACAGCUGUGUCCAUGCUCAACUUUAAAAAUGAGAGUUUAACCACAGAACAACUGUUGUUGCACCGCUCUGCUGUCCCUUCAGGGCAACCAAACAAGAGAGCUCCAUUCGAAGAGAUGACGGCAGAAUUGUCCACAAUUAUUUCACCUCACACACAGACAGAGGGCAGCAGUUUGGAUCCCCACAUUGAAAAGAUGACUCACAGUGGGGAUUUACCUUCCGGGUUUGGUGGUGACACCGUUACUUCCAUUAAUGCAACUGUAACACACAUGUCUUUCCACACAACGGUUGCUCAUGAACAAGAAUACUAACAACUCAGCUCAUCCAUAGGGAAUAAAAACCAGCAAAAGCAGAGAAAACUAAAGUGGAUUUGGCAGCAUUAGAAACCUGACAAAAGUUUUGAAAAAAUUAUUAAAAUAAUUGCCACAACUCAAACAGCAUUAUCAGGUGUAUCAAUUCUUGAAGCAAAUAAUGUAUUUCAAUAUCCCAAUUGCUUUGAGGCCUUUUGAAUCACUUCUUUUGUUUUAAAUCCUCAUUGAUGCCACGUGUCACAUGUCUGUUUGCUGUCUUGAAAGGUGAUGCUGUGGUCAGUCAGUGCUGUGCAGGUUGAUUAUACAAGCAGAAAUACAGCCAGACCUCGGCCAGCCGUUGCCCGAGGGUGGACAUUAUCCA